Molecule: messenger RNA, 231 nt
Organism: Pyrenophora tritici-repentis Pt-1C-BFP
Lineage: Eukaryota; Fungi; Ascomycota; Dothideomycetes; Pleosporales; Pleosporaceae
Source: RefSeq, a predicted model, not a curated record
AUGCCGGCAGUGGCGGCUGGUAUUGAGGCCCAGCUGGAAAAUGUCAUUAACCAGGAGGGUAUUAUCGCGACGGGGUCCGGGGCGGCGACUGACGCGUACAACGCGGCACAGGAGCAUCACGGCGACGUGUUUGCGGACAGCGAUGAUGGCGAUGGCGAUGGCAAUGGCGAUACCACUGAGGCUUCGUCGUCUUCUUCCUCUAGGUCGGACGGUCGUUCAUUAACAACUUGA